GGAUAUAUAUCUGCAACUUGAAAAUGAACUCCAAAGGGAAAUGGAACAUUUAAGACUUAUACUGGGUCAUAUUGAUAACCAAAAAACAAAAUUGAAAACUGAGGAAACCGUUUUACUCGCAAUGCUUGGUGAUAGCGGUGACACAACUUCCCAUGAAACGUCAACGUCCUUAUGUUUUACUGAUCUAAACAUGGAAUCUGAGUUUAAUUUGACCCCAGAAGUGCCUGGAUUCUCUUCAUUGGAGCUGCCAAAUAUUGGAUCAUCUGACUUACCUGAUCUACAAGGAAAACACAUGAACCUCAAAUCAAUAGAUUUAGAUAUUGCUAAUGCAUUGUCUAUCUUAGAAAAUAUGUCUGAUUGUGAGGCGGAAGAUAUUGAACAGAUCGCACAGUCACCACAAUCAGUAGAAGUAUCUUGGAAAGAUCCGAUACAGCAAUCAUCUACAUAUGAUAGUGAUGAAGAUCAUGAGAUUGGUUAG
Molecule: messenger RNA, 478 nt
Organism: Cetraspora pellucida
Lineage: Eukaryota; Fungi; Glomeromycota; Glomeromycetes; Diversisporales; Gigasporaceae
Source: the annotation of a GenBank genome assembly